Molecule: messenger RNA, 1315 nt
Organism: Dendronephthya gigantea
Lineage: Eukaryota; Metazoa; Cnidaria; Anthozoa; Malacalcyonacea; Nephtheidae
Product: BTB/POZ domain-containing protein 8-like
Exons: 2
Coding region: 101-1315 (404 amino acids)
Molecular function (GO): protein binding
Source: RefSeq, a predicted model, not a curated record
GCCGAACUUUUGGAAGUUAAUAUAUACCAUAACUAUGUAUAUACAUACCUUGGUUGUUGUCGAACAGGAGUUAUUUUCUAAUCUUCAGAUACAGUAAAAGAUGGCUAAUCGAACAUCAACUAAGUCAAAAGCAGGAUUUCGCACUUUUAAACCAACACCAACAUUCCAGAAGAAAGAAGAGAAAGUGCGACAGUCGAUACUAUUGGAAACAAAAGAGAAACUGCGAAAUGAUAUAAAGAAGAUUUUCAAAGAUCCUCAAUACAGCGAUGUAGUACUGGUAUCUCAUUCCAACGAGUUUCCUGUUCAUUCCUUUAUUUUGGAAGCCAGAUUUCCUGAAUUUUUCAAUCUCAUUCAAAGCCAGCCGCCUAAAUCACGCAAGGUUACCAUCACAGAGAAGGUGACAUAUGCUGAUUUAGAACAAUGGGUUGAGACACUAUAUUCUGAAGAUAACAUAGAUCGUACAUCAAUUGAAGAAGCAUUGACCUUGAACAAGGGAAAGAGUGGGAUAUAUCCAACUGACAAGGACGUUUCAUUGUCCACUGAUUUGCUAUCACUCUUAAAUGAAACAUGUACAGGAGAUGUCGAGUUUUCUGUACAGGGAAAGUGUAUUAUGGCCCACAAAGCAAUUUUGGCUGCUCGUUGUGACUAUUUUUCCGCGAUGUUUUCAUCAUCAUGGAGAGAAGAGUCCUCAUCAAGCAUUACAAUACCUGAUGUUAGCUCCGACGUAUUUCUUGCCACUCUGAAAUUCAUCUACGGCGCGAGUCAAGAUAUUCUAAGUUUUCCCGUUUCAAAAGUACUCCCGGUUGCCGAUAUGUAUGGUUUGCAAGAUUUGGUGGAUUUAAUUGUGGUUGACCUGAAGGUUACCAAGUGCCAUUUAUUUCACAAGCCCUGCACGUACUGUAUACCUCAAGUGUACGAUUGUUUGAAAUUGUGUGAACCUUUCUACCACACACACAAUUUCCAAAUACAAUGCAUUCAGUGGAUAUGUAAAAAUUUUCAGAAGACGCUAGAGUGCAAACAUUUUCCUCAAUUAUCUGGGAAAUUCCAAAGUGACGUGCAACAGGGAAUACUCAAACAGUUGUCGUCUUCAACAGUCGCGGUGACAUGGCUGAAGUGCAAUACUUUGCUCGCUUCACUAAAUAACCUCAACACAAGCUGGACUCAACCAGUUGUAACUUUUUGUGGAGGAGAUACACGACGCUUGUCUGAAAGAAGCUAUAGAAAACUUUCAAUAUGUGUGCGAGUUGCCAACCAUUUCGGCUUUUUUUAUAGGAGCCAACAAUUCAAGUCCUCUCCUAGAGCAGUUUCUGAAUGA